UCCUAGGGCCCUAGGUGAAGAAGCGGCCCAAUUGUGCUUGUCUGACACAGUAUAAUUGGGGGACGGGAGAGUAAUACAAAUAUACAGGAUGAAGUAGGGGCCCACGAGUUUUGUUUGCCUCGGGCCCUGGAAAGGGUUAAUCCGGCCCUGCCAAGGACCAAAACAAACCAAGCCCCUCCCAGCCCAGGACCUUGGCAAGGGCUCGCCCCGCUUUGUGCCUUUCCAGCCCGCAGCCGGAGCGACAGGGACUCCUGCUCCACGGGGAUCGCAGCACCGGCCCAGUCCCGCGGCCGCCCCGCCCCGCUCGGCCUUUCCCUUCGCGCCCGCGGGGCCGGGAUGCUCCGCGGAUCCCCCGCUCUAGCUCUGCCUCCCAGUGCACGGCUCCCCCCGUGCCCGGGGCUGGACCAAACGCGGGAGCAAAGUCCCCGGCAGGACUGGAGGACGCCUCCGCGCGCCUUACAGAGCUGGGGCAGGACAGGGCACCCCCGGCGGCUCCCCGGCCACCAGCGCGGGCCCCGGCCCCCCCGCGCCCCUCUCACACGCCUCCCUCCCCCCGGGCCGGCCGGGUUGUUUAUUCAGCGGCCGGGAGCGCGGCACGCGCCUGGCGCACGCACUUGCAACAACAAACCCGGGCGGGGCGGGGCAGGGAGGAGGAGGGUGAAUGAAUGGGGGGUGUGCGAGGCUGGGGGGGGCGGAGCCGGGGCCAGCGCGUGUGUGCGGGGCUCGCUCAGUGCGUGUGUGUGUCUGUGUGUGGGGGGGGUUGUGUUUCCCCCCCCGCAUUGAAAAGGCAGCGGCGCUGCCCGGCCCGCGGCCACUCAUUGCAAAGCUGGGGAGCGUGCACGGCGCAAGGUGCAGAGUGUGCGGAGAGAGGGGGGGAGAGGCGAGGGGAGGGGGGUCCCGCCAGGGAGGGGGGGCUGCGUGCGUGCGUGCGCGCGCGCGCGCGUGUGUGUGUGUGUGUGUGUGUGUGUACGGGGGGGAGCCCCGGCCGCCCCUUAUAAGAGACACAAUCCCCAGGCACUUUUUUGCAAAGGGGGCUUUGCAAGGCGGGCCGCGCACACGCGAGCGCCACGAGCCUCCCCGCCGCCCGGUGCACAGGGGGGCCGAGCCGGCGCGCUGCCUCCAGUCCGGCCGCCUGCUCGCCCGGCCCGGCCCGGCUCGGCCCGGCCCUGCCCCGCGCCGUCCCCCCCUGCCCUACUGCCUUGCUUUUUUUUUGUUGUUUUUUUUUUUUCUCUCCCCUUCCCUCCUUUCUCCCUUCUUCCCCCCCCCCCGGGCCAGCCGCGGCCGCCGGGCGCCCCGCUUCCUCGCGCCUGCCAAUGGCCAGCGGCAGCCCUGCCAAGAUGGACAGCAGCGCCAGCCAGCCGCAGCCCUUCUUGCAGCCCGCCUGCUUCUUCGCAGCCCCCCGGGGCGCGCAGCAGCCGCAGCAGCAGCCGAGCGCGGCGGGCGGGCAGGCGUCCCCGGCCGGCAAGGGGGCGGCGGCCAAGCCGGUGAAGCGCCAGCGCUCGUCGUCGCCGGAGCUGAUGCGCUGCAAGCGGCGCCUGAACUUCAGCGGCUUCGGCUACAGCCUGCCCCAGCAGCAGCCCGCGGCCGUGGCGCGGCGCAACGAGCGAGAGCGCAACCGCGUGAAGCUGGUCAACCUGGGCUUCGCCACCCUGCGGGAGCACGUCCCCAACGGCGCCGCCAACAAGAAGAUGAGCAAGGUGGAGACGCUGCGCUCCGCCGUCGAGUACAUCCGCGCCCUGCAGCAGCUGCUGGACGAGCACGACGCCGUGAGCGCCGCCUUCCAGGCCGGCGUGCUCUCGCCCACCAUCUCCCCCGGCUACGCCAACGACAUGAACUCCAUGGCCGGCUCGCCCGUCUCCUCCUACUCCUCCGACGAAGGAUCCUACGACCCGCUCAGCCCCGAGGAGCAGGAGCUGCUGGACUUCACCAGCUGGUUUUGAGUCGCCCGGCCCGGGGAGGAUGCUCCUGGGCGCGGGGCUUCCCUCCUCGCUCACCCCCCACCCCUCUUCCCGCUCCUCUCGGGAGGACACGGAGGAAAUCUGUGUGUGCGCGCGUGUGCGUGUGCGCGCGCGCGCGCGCGCGUGUGUGUGUGUGUGUGACAGAGAGAGCGUGUGCAGAGAUCUCUCCAGCCCAAGCACACGAGGGGGAGUGGGGGGGCCGCCUCUCCAGGAAGACUGAAGCACUCACUGCCUUUGCACUCCGCUCAGAUGAACCACAAGGACCACGACGGACUUGAAAGCUGCCUGCUCAAGCAUGCGGCCUCGCCGGCCGGUGUCCCCCUCCCCUCCAGCCGGGGAAGAGCGCUGCCUACCCUCCACCCAGCGAGGAGCUCUUCCCCCGCAUCCUCCUCCUCCUCUUCCUCCCCCUCUUCCAACCCUGUCCCCUUCCCCCUGUGGACAAACUUAGUCCCCUCAUUUUGGAAAUUCAACUCUGCUGUACUCAAAGAGCCCUUCCCCCACCCCACCCCGACCUCUUUUUUUUUGCUACCACCUCCCUCCUCAAAAUGCUUCCAAUCUUUUUUUGUGAAUUUUUUUAUUAUAAGAAAAACAAAACAAAACAAAUCUAUUUGUAUCUAUCCUAACCAGUUUGGGGAUAUAUUAAGCUAUUUUUGUACAUAAGAGAGAGAGAGAUUUAUAGAGGUUUUGUACAAAUGGUUUUAAAAUGUGUAUAUCUUGAUACUUUUUUGUGUGUGUGUGUCCUUUUUGGGGGGAAUAUGUCAUGCUUCUUACCUCCUGCUCUUUAGACGUGUAGUCCCGCCUUACCUUACAACUGCCAUCUUUUGUAUGUGGCUGUUGUAAAGGACUCGGGGGUUCCUCCAGAUGUACUUUAGCACCAACGUGUCUUACUUUAUAGCAACUUUCUUAAUGUAUUAAUAAUGUUAUUAAACCGUGUUCAGAGUGAACAAAGUUUUAUGCAGCUAUUGUCCAAACGCCAAACGGGAGCCAUUUGUUGUCUAUACUGCCUUUUUUCGAGGGGGAAAAGGGAAAAAAAAGCAAACAAAAAAACCAGCAAGCAAACAAACGAGAACCUGACGCCACUGCCUUUUCUUAUUGUUCUAUGACAAACUUACAAAGGUCCUGUAUAACCCUGUUUUAUACAAACUAGUUUCGUAAUAAAACUCUUUUUUUUUUUAAUGAAAAUGA
Messenger RNA from Alligator mississippiensis (American alligator), 3143 nucleotides. RefSeq names its product achaete-scute family bHLH transcription factor 1 (gene ASCL1). Gene Ontology annotation, biological process: sensory organ development; neuron differentiation; regulation of neurogenesis. The transcript has a single exon. Bases 1314 to 1940 code for a protein of 208 amino acids. Gene Ontology annotation, cellular component: RNA polymerase II transcription regulator complex. The record is from RefSeq and is a predicted model, not a curated record. Gene Ontology annotation, molecular function: DNA-binding transcription factor activity, RNA polymerase II-specific; RNA polymerase II transcription regulatory region sequence-specific DNA binding; protein dimerization activity. Lineage: Eukaryota; Metazoa; Chordata; Crocodylia; Alligatoridae.